This is a messenger RNA of Conger conger (European conger), 2200 nucleotides long. RefSeq names its product C3a anaphylatoxin chemotactic receptor-like. Gene Ontology annotation, biological process: G protein-coupled receptor signaling pathway; immune response. The transcript has 2 exons. Lineage: Eukaryota; Metazoa; Chordata; Actinopteri; Anguilliformes; Congridae. Gene Ontology annotation, cellular component: membrane. Bases 150 to 1199 code for a protein of 349 amino acids. The record is from RefSeq and is a predicted model, not a curated record. Gene Ontology annotation, molecular function: G protein-coupled receptor activity.
UCGUGAGGGUGUUUCAGGAGAUUGCCACGCACACCUACAAAUCAAAAGGGCUGGCAAGCACACCUUUGAACGAGCCAAACUGCAUCAAUAACAUUAAACAAAUAGCACAACACGAAUAUAUCUCCAGCCCGUCGUCAAGCAAAGAAACCAUGACCGAAGGUGCAUCAGGGGGAAUCGUGGGGGCCUGUGUGAUUCUGGCACUGUCGUUCCUGGUGGGUGCUCCGGGGAACCUGCUGGUGAUCUGGACCAUCCUGAGGCACAUGAAGCGCCGCUCCCACACCGUGACGCUCAUCCUCCACCUCGCUGCGGCCGACCUGCUGGUGCUCAUCACCGUGCCGCUGUGGAUAUACGCCUUCGCCCGCUCCUGGGUCUUCGGCGAGGCUGCGUGCAAGGCCAUGACCUACAUCAUCUACUCCUGCACGCACAGCAGCGUGUUCCUCAUCACCGUCAUGAGCGUGGAGAGGUUCGUAUCCGUGCGCUACCCCGUCGCCUCCCUCAGAUGGAAGAAUAAAAAGAACGUUCUGAGCAAGGUUUUGCUGGUCCUCUGGUCUGCGGCUCUGCUUUUCAGCAUUCCCGCCAUUCUCACAAAGGUUGUUGACGAGGAGGACGGAGAAGUGCAGUGCCUGUACAGGCGGUACUCUUCAACCGGCCAGGAGAUAGCGUGUCUGCUGCUGGAGAUCCUGGUGGGCUUUGUCGUGCCAUUCUCUGUCCUGGCGGUGUGUUACGGCUGCCUCUUGUGCCAAAUCAAGCGGCUGACGUUCAGGACCAAGCAGAAGUCCACGGCCCUCAUCGCUGCUGUGGUUGCUGUCUUCCUCCUCUGUUGGCUCCCACACCAGGUGGGGAAUGUGCUGUCCCUGGUCAUCAUCGACAUACAGGAAUCCAAUCCCAGCAUGGCAGACAGUCUGGAGACUGCCAGAGAUGCAACGGUUUACAUGGCAGGAGCCUUGAUCUUCAUCGGCAGCUCUGUGAAUCCCCUGCUUUAUGUCUUCGCUGCUCGACACUUCCGAGGCUCCCUCCAGGCCACUGGGAUACUGAGUUUCUUUCGCCACAUCUCUAUCUCAGGAGCAGAUGACGGGGCCAAAGAGUUGUCUGUUAUGUCAAAAAGGCGAGGCUCUGAAAACGAUUGCACCAAGUACACUACAGACACAAAAGUGUCUACAGAUGCCGACUUAAACCCAUGUGAAGAUAAUUCCUCGUAACCUUGAAUGCCACUGUUCGAAAUCUGAUUAACAGUUUGUGUAUUUAAGUUCCUUCAGUCUGCGUGUGCCAUUAUGUUGCCUCUGUUUUAUGAAAUUGACGCAUUCAUUUCAGAUACUUUUGAUCGGGCCUUGGGUGUGUUGAAGUCUCCCUGAGCAAGACACCUAACCCCCAAUUGCUCCUGACCAGCUGGUUGAUGCAUCGCAUGGCAGCCAAUCGUUGUUCAUGUGUGAGUGUGUGUGAAUGGGUGAAUGAGAAACAUCAUUUGUACAGCACUUUGGAUCAAAGUGCUAUAUAAAUUCAGACCAUUUACCAUUUACAAGGAGUGACCAUUCUGUAAGAUCUCAUUCAGCUUUACAGCUGUGUAAAAACAAAAGGGCCCUGUGUAUCAAGUUGCCUAUACAAGAGCAUUGCUUCCUAGUCAGUUUUAGAGUCUGCAUAGGUAAUGUCAUUUGAUUUCACACUGCUUUAACCUGCAAUGAAAUUAAAGUGUAAUUCUGCUCAGAAAUCCUCUGUACCUCCACAGCUGUUGUACAGCUCAGUGAGGAGAACCAGCAAUGGCCGGCAAUUGGCAGUUGACCAUUGCCAACUGUAGUGGAGCAUAGUGCUUCUUGGUUCCUGCAGUUAACUACACCUCAAAAUGAUAAAAAAAGAAUUAACUACAAUAACCACGACACAAAUGAAUUGAAUAUAGCUGAAGUGUAAAUUGCUGCAAAAUGUAAUUAAACUAGUCGCCAUCACUGACGUAUCCAGCCACAUGUACUGUAGAUUGUGGUAACUAGUUGCUGUGGUAAGGUUUCUUACUUCCCUCUAGGUGAGUUUCGCCAAAGAAGGAAAAGAGGAAUUGAGCUAUGAACCACAUUGUUGGCUUUUUGGUAUUUGCUUGCACAGAAUAAUUAUUUUCAGUUUUGCUUUUAAUGUUUUCCUCAACCAGCUUUGUUAAUUCCGCCAUGAACUCUCCUGUAGUUAUAUGUGAAGCUACUUAUGGUAACGAUGGUCGAUU